This is a messenger RNA of Cladocopium goreaui, 6495 nucleotides long. NCBI's taxonomy places the organism in Eukaryota, Dinophyceae, Suessiales, Symbiodiniaceae. The record is from the annotation of a GenBank genome assembly.
AUGUCGCUUCUCUCCCGUCUUCGAGCGUUGCAGCAGGAAGACCCAGUGCCACUGACCAGUUUGGACGACUUGACGCUGGACGAUCUGAUGAACGAGAAAGUUCAGUUCGGACAAAAGCAUUUGGGCCACACGCACAUGGAGGCAUGGCAGGAUCAACCUUGGAUCACAUACAUGAUCACUCACUACGGCAAGAGCCAGACUCCGGCUCACCGCCGACUGCUCCGAUUUGUGGAGUUGAUGAUCGAGCACCACGAGAAGGACCAGGUGAUCAUCCCGGUUCGACCUCCCCAAGAAUCCGUGGCUGGGUAUGCAGGGACUUCCGGCCGUUCUGGAAGCGUGUUUCCCCAGUCCAAGAUGAAGGCCCGGCCAUCCGGCCAAACUCAAGCCAUCUCCUUGGACGACGGCACGGAGGAGGAGUUCGAGAUGUAUGCAUCGACGACUAUGAACCAGCCCAUCACCGAAAACCCGGAGUUCAAGGCCAUCCAAGAUCGGAUGUUGAACCUCGAGAAUGCCUUGUCCCGAGUGAUCCAUCAUCUCGAGUCCAAGAUCGAGGAGGUGCGUUCCAACCAAUUUGCCAAGAACCGGAAUCGACCUGUGUUUCCGCGUUCUCAAUUGAUCGCUCCAGAUGCUGACCCUCCUGAAAUGGCGAAACGGAGGGGCACAGAUCGCACCUUGGGCCCCCCCAAGAAUAUCCAUAAAGACUCAGCACCAUACCGAAAGUCCUUGAUGAUCCUUCGAAAUGAUGACAGUGGGUCAACAGAAUCCCAGCCCGUCAUGCCAGAACCGCCGAGCCCUGAGCGGCCCGAAACUUUUGACUCAGAGAACGAAGAAGUCUCUGAACAGCGUACCACGAAUCCGGCCUCUGAGACCACAGAGGGACACCCUGACAGCUCUGAGCUUCCCGAGGAUCUGACACAAUUGCAGAAUCAGAUCCGACGCAUGAAUCAAGAUCCCAACAGCUUACCUCCGAUAGAUGAAGAUCAACUUCUCGAGGCGGUCGAACCUGGCUUCCAAGAUCAGUCAGACACCGGGCUUUGGGUCGAUUCUCAACUCGCUUGUGGUGAGAUCCUCUUUCGAAUAGGAUCCUCCGUAAACCCACAGCCCUACGGCACCUCCGAAGCGACGGAUGGAGUCCGUCGUCACGAUGUUCGUCGCCGCCGGUUCCAUGAUCUGAACACCGCCUGCAUGACAGUCCUUCCAUUUGCCGCGGCCAUUGUUGCCCAAAGGGGCCCCUUGCAGAUAGGAAACAUCAUUUCAUUGGUCAUUUUGACCCUCUGGCUGAACCUUUGGUGUGAUUUGAAUUCAUUGGAAACGCUCCCCAGUGCUACCAAUUGCAUUGGUAGCGGAGCAGUCUACGCUCCAGCGACUGACUCCUGCCCAUUUACGCUACCUGGGCGCUCUGCUGAACUGGUGACUUUGGGGAUGUUUUCCAAGGAGAAAAGUGACAGUUAUGUCCCUUCAUGGGAUGGCAGCUCUCGAACAUGGAGACGAUACUGCAAGGAAGUGGCAUGGUUCAUGAGUGGAACAAAAGCAAAUCAACGACAGUAUGCUGCUGCGAAACUGAUUACGCGAUUAACUGGUGCUGCAAGACUUUUGUCUAUGAGUUGGCAUAAUCGUGACUUCAUGGGUGAACAAGGUGUUUCAAAGAUGCUACGUUGUUUUGCUUCCUCUCCCUUAGUACGGAGGUCUCUGCCGAAUGCUGCAUCAACAAUGAGUGAAUAUUUCAAUUUUCGAAGGCGACCCAAUGAGCCGAUUGCGCAGUUUCUGGUGCGCGAAGCUCUUGGGUUCGAGGAGUUUCAAGAGGCCUUGCUGCAAUUGAAGGAGGAACGUGAUGGUUUGGACCCAUCACAACGACAAUUCGAUCUUCCUGAGAUCACUGGCCUAAGUGCAGGCAGUUCUGGAGCCCCAGCACAGGACCAUGAACCUUGGUGGAAUGGUCGUUGGGGUGAAUGGCGUGGUGUGAUUCAUGGAGAUGAUGAAGAUGAUGAUGAACCCGUGCAGGGUGAUGCAGGUCCUUCUCAGCGGCCUGAUGGAUAUGCCGAAGUGCCUCAAACAUCUGACCCAGGUUCUCCAGUGAUUGGCCCUUCUGAACAAGCAAGACGACAGAACAUGCAUGGCUCACCAACUCAGAGCCCUAGUCGAAAAGUUGCCACUCACCGGAAACCACAUGGUGCUGAGGAUGUUUUGAGCCCCAUGGACAGUUUUAUUUUGGAUGUGAUGCGAGGAGUUGGAAAACAUUUAUCCCAAGCUGAACUUGAUGCGUAUUUGUUGAAGGGCAAAGGCAAGGGCAAAUUCAAGGGUCUUCAUGCAGUAAGUUGGGACGAUGGUUGGUAUGGGGAUAGCUAUGAAAACUAUGGCAUGUUCAAGGGUAAGGGCAAAUAUGGUAAGAACGUCAAGGGCAAGUACAAACCCUCCUUGAACACCUAUGUCAUGGACUAUGACUACCAUUCUGCCUAUUGUUUGGAGCUUUUCCCAUUAGAGUUGUUUUCAACAUCACAACCUUCCACUACGGGUCCUCAACGCUCAGUUCCCCUUGGGUUUGGUAUGUUGGAUUGUGGUGCAACUGCUUCAGCGGGACCGGAGUCAUCCGCAAAGUUGCUGAUUUCCAAGUUGCGUGAAAUCGAUCCUCAAAUUGGUGUUCAUUUGGAUGAUUCUCGAAGACCUUAUUUUAGGUAUGGUUCUGGCCAAUGGGGACAAUCACUAUACCAUCUGACCUUGGUUUCAGCGAAAAAUCCUGCAAGAACUUUUGAGAUGUAUACCUUGCCUGACCCCGAUGGUUUUGUCUACGGUUGGUCUUCACCUUCACAACUGGUACCCAUUCUUGUUGGCAUGGAUCAUUUACAAAAGAUCGGUUUGGUUUUGGAUUUUUCUGAUGGAUUUGCACUACAUGGUGCUGAACCUGAAGCUGAACCCUAUUGCCUGCACAAGAACCCCAAGGGUCACUUCAUGAUUGACUUGGUGUACUACCUGUGUGGUGUGAUCUCCGAUGCCGAGGCCAUUGACACCUUUGCGGCAACCAUGGAUGGCGCUUCGCCUCAAUCUUCAGGACAGGGAUCCUGGUCCUGGUUGGAAUUGGGUCCAAUGGAGUUAAUGGCAGUUUCUCAUGCACAAGCUUCAGAUUCACAACAUGCAAGCAAGUCCGUGGCAGCUCCAAAGAGCCCUUCGUUGCCUCUCGAGCACGACCGAGCUCUACCAGCAGAUCCUCGAGAUCCUCGCAGCCAAUCAACAUGGCCUUGCAACGGCUCUCACGAGCACAAGACCAAUGGCGGCAACGCUUCGGGCACUUGGUCGGAUUGUGCAACAUGCGGCCUGAGGCUGAGCUACAUUCCUCGCCAAGGUACUCCAGCAAAGUACAUGACCCAGAAUGCCCCGGAGGUCAUCACCAAUGCCCUGAAGAUGCUGAAGGAGCACUUGACCGAGGACCAAAAGCCCAAUGCCAGCAUGGUGAAGACUUGCAUCAGGCUGGUGGAAUCUUCGAUGGCGAUGGAAGCGCACAAGGCCAAGCUGACCUUGAUGGAGGCCCACCACCAAAGCCUCAAAGCUCACCUCCAGCUGCUCCUUGCCGCGCCAGUGACCCAGCUAUGCGAGGAGGAUCAGAACGAGGCCCAGAGUCUGCUGUCAAUGCUGACCGGAGACGAAAUUGCCAGGCUGAGAGAGAUUGCUGCAGAACGAGUUCAAGUGUUUCCCAUGUCUCCGCCCGACUCCGAGGACAACAAUGAGCCUGAGGAUGCGUCUUUAGCUGGGGACUUUGAGCUUUUGCACUUUGUCGAGUCGAAGAUGAUUGAAGGGAAUCCUACAGUUGGUGGCUCUGCAAAGUUUUGUGGCCUACCUUUGAAGAUUGGCCGUGCUGCAGCAUCCUUGAUGGCAAUGCUGAUGCUUCAUGCUCAAGUAGGUCUUCAAGGUCUACUACGUGGUGAUGAAAGGGUAGAUUGCUGGGAGCUCUUUUGUGCACCUGACAGCUGGCUGACCGCUGCCUGUCAAUCUGAAGGACUUCGAGCUUCCCGCAUCAACCUUCACCAAGGCUAUGACUUGUACCAGCCUUCGACCUAUGAUGAGCUGCGAGAAAGAUUCCACCGUGAAAGACCCAAACGUGUCUGGGUUUCAACAAGAUGCACAUACUGGUGCCCCUGGACUUCUUUGAACUACAGGUCCAUUGAGCAAAAGCAGAACUUGGAGAAGUUCCGGCGCAAAGAACGAGCUAUGUUCAAGCUGCUCAUACCCUUCCUGGUGGAGAUGCUCACUGCAUACCCUGACACUGAGCUGUUCUGGGAAUGGCCUACAAGAUGCUAUGGCUGGAAAGAAUCCUGGCUGGAAACCUUGCAACGUGAGCUUCAUCGACUUGACCGUGAUUGGCUUUUUGGUCGAAUCGAUGGUUGCAGGUAUGACCUUCGCUCUCAGCUUGGACUUUUGCUGCAGAAGCGAUGGACAAUUGCCACAAGCUCCAACAGCUUCUUCCAGACCUACCGCAACAAGACCUGCGUGGGCAACCAUGACCACGACUAUGUGCAGGGAUUGGAGACCAGCCGCAGUGCGUACUACCCUUGGAAGAUGUGCAAGUCCAUUGCACAACACUGGCGCCGAGAACUUUAUCCUGAAAAGUGGCUUCAUCGACUUCACUCUCCAUUACCUCUUCACCUCAACAUGGCUGAGCAAGAACACACCUUGCGGUUGGACUUGAUGCCGCAGAUGCUCCAAGAUGAACAACCUUCAGCACAAGAUCUUCGCACUUGGCAACUUCAACUUCUGAAGUACCACAAGGCUGCUGGUGACCUGAUGCGCUCAUUUCUUUCUGACGUGGGCAUCCAACUGGAAGUGCCACCCGUGAAGGAGAGUUGGAGUCAUGGCAUUAUGGAGCGAUGUGUCCAAGAGAUCAAAACGGUUGCCUCCAAACUGACCUUGUCUCAUCCUGAGAUGUCUGUUCAAAAUGUAUUGGCCUUGACCACAAUGGCUUUGAACUCAACCGAAACGGUGCGUGGAUUUUCACCGUAUCAAUGGGUCUAUGGCCAAAAGUUCACCUUGGAUGAUGAAGAUGAGCGGGCUAUGGCUCAACUGACGCCAUCAACCGCUGCUUUGGACUUUACGCAGCUGAUGGUGAAUCGCCGCGAAGCUGAGGCGAUGGCUCGUCAAGUUCAUGCGCAACGAGUCUUGGUGAAACUCAAGAACAGCAAAGUCAGGCAACCUCUCCAGGUCUUCAAGCCCAUGGACUUAGUGAAGAUUUGGAGAAAAUACUCCGCUGAUGGUGGUCCCCGUGGCGGUCUAAAAAAGAUCAGCCGACCUCAAUGGCUUGGUCCUGGACGUGUGGUGUUUCAUGAAGUCAUCCAUGGACAACAUGAAGGUGAUGAGCGUAGGCACAUUGUCUGGGUCAUCGUUGGUGGCUCUAUGCAUCGAUGUUCAGUUCAUAGUGUGCGAAAAGUCAAUGAAAGAGAACGUUUGGAAUAUGAGCUUCACAACCCUGAAGAUCCUGCUCAAUGGCAGAGCCUAGCUGAUAUGAUUCCAAACCGUUCCUACAUCGAUGUCACCAACGAGGAGCCUGACGAGAACGAGGAAGAGGGUCCACAUCUUCCCCUUCAACCUGAUGCUGACACCAUGAAAAUGCCUGAGUAUGUGCCCAAAACGCGACACACCACGAAGUCUGGACCCAAGUGGCAUCAAGUUUUUCCACCACCUGCUGAGCCCAUGCCUUCCAUUUUGGAAGAAUUGCCACCAGUGCCACCUGACACUGCACUGGAUGAAAACGAUGUGGUCCCAUCACCUUCUACUCCAGCUGAUGAUCCUUUGAAUGAUUAUGGUGAUCCCACAUACGUUCCUGAUAGCGAUGAAGAUGUUGGCAACACUGGCAUAGGCAGUGGCCGUGGUGAUAGUGAUGCUCCGGAUGAUGGCCUUUCUCAACAACAACCUCUUCUACAACCCCGAGCUUCUUCUGACAAACCACCUCCUUCAAAUGAGCCUGAAUCCAAAAGACAGCGUGUUGAAGAUGAAGAACAAGCACUCUACAACUGUUUUAUGGAAGUGGAGGAGUGCUACAUGCUUUCUGUAGAGUUGGAUGUGACCUCUCAACGCCAAAAACAACAGUUUGUCAAACAUCCAAGCCUCUUUUUGGCACAAAAGAUGCGAGAUUGCGAAGUCAGGUUGACCCGCCUGAAACCUGAACAUCGCGAACUUUUCGACCGUGCCAAGACCAAGGAAGUGAACUCCUUCAUCUCCAAUGCUGCAGUCCGCAACUGUGGCACGAAGCUGAUUUGGUUAGCUAGUGAUUGGAAUUUGUCUGAUGGCUUAACCAAGAAGAAGCCUGAAUGCCGCGAAAGCUUGGCAUACUUCAUGAAGCAUCGCCGAUGGAUGCUGAAAUUCGAUCCCGAGUUCAUAGUGAGCUCCAGGAAGCAGAAAGCUGUGAGUGGAUCUCCAGCGAUGCAACUUGCAGGAACCAGCAAGAACUCAGAAGAAUUUUUGGGUCCAUGCAAUUCUGAGAAUUUUCAUGGUCAUUUGUCCAGCUCUUGA